Cyclospora cayetanensis is the source of this 942-nucleotide messenger RNA. RefSeq names its product succinate--CoA ligase [ADP-forming] subunit alpha-1, mitochondrial. Lineage: Eukaryota; Apicomplexa; Conoidasida; Eucoccidiorida; Eimeriidae. The transcript has 6 exons. Gene Ontology annotation, biological process: tricarboxylic acid cycle. The record is from RefSeq and is a predicted model, not a curated record. Gene Ontology annotation, molecular function: succinate-CoA ligase (ADP-forming) activity; succinate-CoA ligase (GDP-forming) activity. The coding region runs from base 1 to 942 and encodes 313 amino acids. Gene Ontology annotation, cellular component: mitochondrion; succinate-CoA ligase complex (ADP-forming).
AUGCGUCUGCGGCUUCAGGGUUUUUCCUCUACAGCAAGGGUUUUCGUGGACCGCAAUACCAAGGUUAUCUGCCAGGGUCUAACCGGCCACCAGGGCAGCUUCCACAGUGAGCAGGCGCUGUUAUAUGGCACGCAACUCGUUGGCGGUGUCAAUCCGACCAAAGGAGGAACCACCUGGAGCAGCUCUGAUGGAAACUUCAAGUUGCCAGUGUUCAAGUCUGUGAAAGAGGCAAAGGAGGCAACGGGCUGCCAUGCUUCUGUGAUCUUCGUGCCCCCCCCAUUCGCCGCUUCUGCGAUUCUUGAUUGCGUCGAGGCUGGCUUGGAUUUGGCAGUUUGUAUCACUGAGGGCAUUCCCCAGCACGACAUGGCCAUGGUCAAGAAACGGCUUAGCCAGCAGAGCACCACGCGCCUCAUCGGACCCAACUGCCCAGGCAUAAUCAAACCAGGCGAAUGCAAAAUUGGCAUUAUGCCCGGCUACAUACAUCAAAAGGGAUGCAUCGGAAUAGUUAGCCGGAGUGGUACGCUUACAUAUGAGGCGGUUAACCAGACAACGGAGGUUGGCUUGGGCCAGUCCACAUGUGUGGGUAUCGGCGGAGAUCCCUUCAAUGGCACUAACUUCAUCGACUGCCUGGAGAAAUUCGUCGCAGAUCCUGAAACAAAAGGCAUUGUAAUGAUUGGUGAAAUAGGAGGAUCCGCCGAGGAGGAAGCUGCCGAGUGGCUGAAAAAGCACAACUGUGGAAAGCCUGUGGUCUCGUUCAUUGCGGGAGGAAGUGCCCCUCCUGGCAGGAGGAUGGGUCAUGCGGGUGCAAUUGUCAGCGGCGGUAAAGGUACUGCUGCUGGGAAGGUUGCGGCCCUGCAAGACGCAGGCGUUGUGGUGGUAGAAAAUCCAGCUAAGAUCGGGGAGGCUAUGCUGGAGGCCAUGAGGGAAAAGGGCCUUGCAUAA